Molecule: messenger RNA, 1953 nt
Organism: Drosophila guanche
Lineage: Eukaryota; Metazoa; Arthropoda; Insecta; Diptera; Drosophilidae
Gene: nAChRbeta2
Product: acetylcholine receptor subunit beta-like 2
Exons: 10
Coding region: 188-1798 (536 amino acids)
Biological process (GO): monoatomic ion transmembrane transport; chemical synaptic transmission; regulation of membrane potential
Cellular component (GO): synapse; postsynaptic membrane; neuron projection
Molecular function (GO): acetylcholine-gated monoatomic cation-selective channel activity; transmembrane signaling receptor activity
Source: RefSeq, a predicted model, not a curated record
AGCUGUCAAGCAUCCUCCAGCCGAGCGCAACUCUCAGCAUCCAGUUCCUCAGUUGCGUAUUAACACUCAGAGCGUGAGGUUGUGCUGGAUCCUUCAAAGAGCUAACAAGAUGUCACUACAUUAAAUAGAUUAAAAAUCAAUUUAUAGCAAAUAUUCGACACUCAAGUGGAUAAAAACACAGCGCAAAAUGUGGCACUGGCGUGUGCUGUGCAUUUGCUUAUUGGUGCCAUUGGCCAGCUCAACGGCUCCUGUAAGUUUUGAGGCCAAUCCGGACACCAAGCGACUCUACGAUGACUUGCUUAGCAACUACAAUCGUUUGAUACGUCCCGUGGUGAACAACACGGAAACGCUGACAGUUUGGCUGGGUCUAAAGUUGUCCCAGCUGAUUGAGGUGAAUCUCAAGAAUCAGGUGAUGACCACCAAUCUGUGGGUUAAACAGCGCUGGUUCGACUACAAGUUACGUUGGGACCCUGAGGAGUAUGGUGGCGUGGAGCAGCUCUAUGUGCCAUCGGAGCACAUUUGGGUGCCCGAUAUUGUGCUCUACAAUAACUGGGAUGGCAAUUAUGAGGUCACUUUGAUGACCAAAGCCACGCUCAAGUACACUGGGGAAGUAUUUUGGGAGCCGCCUGCCAUUUACAAGUCCUCCUGCGAAAUGAACGUCGAAUAUUUUCCCUAUGAUGAGCAAAUUUGCUUCAUGAAAUUUGGCUCAUGGACCUACAAUGGUGCACAAGUGGAUUUGAAGCAUUUAGAUCAGAUACCUGGCAGCAAUCUAGUGCAAGUGGGCAUCGAUCUAACCGAGUUUUAUCUAUCCGUGGAGUGGGAUAUACUCGAGGUGCCAGCGACCAAAAAUGAGGAAUAUUAUCCAGACACACUGGAGCCCUUUUCAGGUGAGUUUUUCUUUAGUUGGUGCCAUAAUUCUGUUGUCUUUUCUGUUCUAGAUAUCACCUUUAAGCUGACUAUGCGCCGCAAGACUUUGUUCUAUACUGUCAAUCUGAUUGUGCCCUGCGUUGCUCUGACAUUUCUCACGGUGUUGGUGUUUUAUUUGCCCAGCGAUUCCGGCGAGAAGGUUACGUUAUGUAUUUCAAUACUUGUGUCGUUGACCGUGUUCUUCUUGUUGUUGGCCGAAAUUAUACCGCCAACAUCGUUGGCUGUGCCCCUGCUGGGCAAGUAUCUGCUCUUUACCAUGAUACUCGUCUCGCUGUCCGUGUGGACAACGGUCUGUGUGCUGAAUAUACACUUCAGAUCUCCCUCAACGCACAACAUGUCGCCCAUGGUGCGUAAGCUCUUUCUGCACUUUAUGCCCAAGCUGAUGAUGAUGCGGCGGACCCAAUACACGCUGCCCGACUACGAUGACUCCACGCCCAGCAAUGGCUACACCAACGAGAUCGAUGUGCGCGACAGCAUCAGCGACUUUCCCAGCGAGUUUAAGGACAGCCAGGAUGGCGCUUACGAUAAUGGCAUGCAGAAUUCUGUGGAUUCUGACAAUGUGAUACCGAGGAACUUAACACCCGAAGUGCUGCAGGCAUUGCGUGCGGUCAGAUUUAUUGCGCAGCAUAUCAAGGAUGCCGACAAGGAUAACGAGAUUGUGGAGGACUGGAAAUUCGUCUCGAUGGUGCUGGAUCGCUUCUUCCUGUGGCUCUUUACGCUGUCCUGUGUGUUUGGCACUUUUGCCAUCAUCUGCCAGUCGCCGUCGCUGUACGACACCCGUGCGCCCAUCGACCGACAGCUCAGCGAGAUUCCUUUGCGCAAAAAUAAUUUCAUGUUGCCGCCGGACAUUGUGCGGCAGGUUCUCACCUAAUUGUGGAUGGGGUGUCCACAAGAUCACGCCUCUUUGGCAAGGAAAAUACAGCUAAAGUUAACAAUUCUUGAAUGGACAAUUGUGCAAUCAAGUCAAGUUUUCCAAUUCAUUGCAGUGAUUCUUUUGUUGUUUAUGUUUAACAAUCAGCAAUAUGA